This is a messenger RNA of Dromaius novaehollandiae (emu), 5465 nucleotides long. RefSeq names its product MORC family CW-type zinc finger 2 (gene MORC2). Gene Ontology annotation, cellular component: nucleus. The transcript has 26 exons. The record is from RefSeq and is a predicted model, not a curated record. NCBI's taxonomy places the organism in Eukaryota, Metazoa, Chordata, Aves, Casuariiformes, Dromaiidae. The coding region runs from base 254 to 3340 and encodes 1028 amino acids. Gene Ontology annotation, molecular function: zinc ion binding.
GGCGGGGGCGGCCGGCGGGUGGGGGCGGCGGGGCGCGCGAGCGCGGCGCAGACAAAGCGGGGCCCGGCAGGGGUGGGGGCGCCGCCGGCAGCCGCGGGCCCGGCGGGGCGCGGCGCAUGGCGCUGGCCGCCCGGCGGGGGCGGCGACCGUGACCGGCUGCCGGGGGGCAGGGGCGCGGGGGAGGGCGGGGAGCUCUCGGGGGCGCCCGGGGACGGGCCGCGGGCACACGCGGAGCGCGGCCGCCGCCGCCGCCAUGGCCUUUGCUAAUUACAGCAGCCUGAACCGGGCGCAGCUCACCUUCGAGUACCUGCACACGAACUCAACUACUCAUGAGUUCUUGUUUGGUGCCCUUGCUGAACUUGUAGAUAAUGCCAGAGAUGCGGAUGCCACAAGAAUAGAUAUUUAUACUGAACAACGAGAGGAUCUGCGAGGUGGAUUCAUGCUGUGUUUUCUAGAUGAUGGAACAGGAAUGGAUUCAAGUGAAGCUGCCAGUGUGAUUCAGUUUGGUAAAUCAGCCAAGCGAUCGCCAGAGUCGACUCAGAUUGGGCAGUAUGGGAAUGGCUUGAAAUCGGGUUCCAUGCGGAUUGGGAAGGAUUUUAUCCUGUUCACGAAGAAGGACAACACAAUGACUUGCCUCUUCCUGUCACGGACAUUUCAUGAGGAAGAAGGCAUUGAUGAGGUCAUUGUUCCCUUGCCCACCUGGAACGCGUGGAGCCGAGAGCCUGUGACUGACAACAUGGAGAAGUUUGCUAUUGAGACUGAGCUAAUUUACAAGUAUUCCCCUUUCAAGUCAGAACAGGAAGUGAUGGAGCAGUUUAACAAGAUCCAUGGAGAAAAAGGCACCCUGGUGAUCAUCUUUAACCUCAAACUAAUGGAUAAUGGAGAGCCAGAGCUGGAUGUGACUUCUGACCUCCGAGAUAUUCAGAUGGCAGAAACACCCCCAGAGGGAACAAAGCCUGAGCGUCGCUCCUUCCGUGCCUAUGCUGCUGUGCUUUACAUUGAUCCCAGGAUGAGGAUCUUCAUAAACGGACACAAAGUACAAACCAAGAGACUUUCGUGCUGCCUGUACAAGCCAAGGAUGUACAAAUAUACUUCAAACCGUUUCAAGACCCGUGCGGAGCAAGAGGUGAAGAAAGCAGAGCACAUGGCAAGGAUAGCGGAGGAGAAGGCUCGAGAGGCAGAGAGUAAAGCCCGUGCACUAGAACUGCGCCUAGGAGGGGAUCUCACACGGGAGUCCAGGGUGACAUUACGUCAAGUCCAAAACUCUGCAAUCACCAUGCGCAGGGAGGCUGAUGUCAAGAAAAGGAUCAAGGAUGCAAAGCAGCGGGCACUGAAAGAACCCAAAGAACUGAAUUUUAUCUUUGGUGUGAAUAUUGAGCAGCGUGAAUUGGAUGGCAUGUUCAUUUAUAAUUGCAGUCGACUGAUAAAGAUGUAUGAGAAGGUGGGCCCACAGCUGGAGGGUGGCAUGGCAUGUGGUGGUGUGGUAGGUGUGGUGGAUGUGCCCUAUUUGGUUCUGGAGCCAACCCAUAAUAAACAAGACUUCGCAGAUGCCAAAGAGUAUCGACACUUGUUGAAGGCCAUGGGAGAGCACUUGGCUCAGUAUUGGAAGGAUGUUGCUAUAGCCCAGAAGGGUAUCAUCAAGUUCUGGGAUGAAUUUGGUUAUUUGUCAGCGAACUGGAACCAGCCUCCAUCUAGCGAACUACGCUACAAACGCCGAAGAGCCAUGGAAAUUCCUACCACAAUUCAGUGUGAUGUAUGUCUGAAAUGGCGGACUCUCCCGUUCCAGCUGAGUUCAGUGGAGAAGAAUUAUCCUGAUAGUUGGGUAUGCUCUAUGAACCCUGAUGCUGAACAAGACAGAUGUGAAGCAGCAGAGCAGAAGCAGAAAGUGCCACUGGGAACUCUGAAGAAAGACUUGAAGUCACAGGAAGAAAAGCAGAAGCAGCUGACAGAGAAAAUCCGCCAGCAGCAAGAAAAGCUGGAAGCUUUGCAGAAAACCACUCCAAUUCGAUCUCAAGCUGACUUAAAGAAACUGCCCCUGGAGGUGACUACACGGCCUGCAGGGGAGACCACCCAGUCACUGACCAGACCUCAGCGCCCACGAUCUCCUCCUUUACCUGAUGUAAUUAAAAACGCUCCCAGCAGACCGCCAUCAUCCAAGCCUCUUCCAAAGUCUGCCAGUCAGCAGAAAAAGAGUUCUCCAGCUCAGCCAACUGUUAGCACUCCCAAACUGGCAAGCGUGCCCUCGAAGGAGGAGGCCAGUACUUCCAGGACACACCAGCACACUGUGACAGCUGGAAAGUCCAGCAGCACUUUAAGAACUCCUGCCAAACCGGCUACAGCAGCGAAGCCAUCCUCUGCUGUCCCGCAGAGUCCCAAGAGCCCCCGUGAGACACCUAGUCCAAAAACUGCAAAGGUGCCAGUACUAAAGAAAUCUGUUGCUGUCAAAUGUACACAGGCGUCCACCACCCGGAAGAGGACUUUAAAUACCGCAGAAGAUGGGUCUGAGGAGGAAGCGGAGCAGAAGAAGGAGAAGACUAAACGAGGCAAAUUUGUGAUAGUGAAAGAGGAGAAGAAGGAUUCUAGUGAGGUGGUAGUAGAGCUCACAGACAGUGCAGGGGAAGAAGAGCUAGCAGAACUGAAGAAAGCUCAGAAAGAUAAAGGGCUGCAUGUGGAAGUGCGUGUGAACAAGGAGUGGUUCACAGGCCGUGUGACAGCUGUGGAAAUGGGCAAGAACGCUGUACGCUGGAAGGUGAAGUUUGAUUAUGUUCCUACAGACACCACACCGAGAGAUCGCUGGGUAGAGAAGGGCAGUGAGGAUGUGAGGUUGAUGAAGCCUCCCUCUCCAGAGUACCAGACUCCAGACACACAGCAGGAAGAGGAGGUUAUUGCAGCUGAACCUUCUACCUCAGACUGUAUCAGAAUUGAGCCAGACACCACUGGUCCCAGCAGCAGCCAAGAAACAGUAGACUUACUAGUUCAGAUCCUUCGGAAUUGUUUGCGGUACUUCUUACCUCCAAAUUUUCCCAUCUCCAAGAAGGAGCUGAGUUCCAUGAGCUCUGAAGAGUUGAUGGCUUUUCCCUUGAAAGAAUAUUUCAAACAAUAUGAAGUAGGUCUGCAGAACCUGUGCAAUUCAUAUCAGACACGUGCCGAUGCCCGGGCCAAAGCCUGCGAAGAAAACCUCCGCAACUCAGAGAAAAAGCUGAAGGAAACAGAAGAGAAACUGCAGAAGUUGAGGACUAACAUCGUGGCACUGUUGCAGAAAGUGCAGGAGGACAUUGAUAUUAAUACAGAUGAUGAGCUGGAUGCAUAUAUCGAGGACCUAAUCACCAAAGGAGACUGAGCAGCCCCGUUACAGACCCUGGAGAAAUGCAGAAGAGUUGGUUGCUGUAAGCAGACAUGUGGAUUCCUGCAGUGGAGAACUGUGGCAGCCAUCGAGAGGGGAGGGUUUUUAGACUAAUUGUGUUGUGUUGGUGUACAACUUGUUCUUGUGAUUAUACAUGAAAAAGACAUUUGUGCUGUUGGCAGGAAUGUUUUUAACAUUGUAGUUCUUCAAAUCUCUUCCUUCUGUUUAUAAAUAUUUAUUUUUAAAAGAAAUGGGAACUGUGCCUGGUAUGACGGGAGGGUUGCUGAGUGUUGUUAGGUAAAAGUGUGAGUACACUUUUUGCAUCUGGGCUAUAUUGAUAUGCUAAACCCAGAAGAUCAGAACAUCCUGCCUUGUAGAUUGUCUCAAGAAAGAUUCUGACAACAACUUAAAAAUACUGAGGCCUUGAGUUAUGGAACAGGAGGUCAGGACGUAGACUUUGAGAUACCAGCCUUGGGCUAGAGAAAGCCAAGUCAAGAAUUAGAGCUACACAGAGGAGGACAAAACAUUUUCUGUGUGGGCUUGAUGGGAUGGGAUGAAAUCUUGAGGGUUCUGACAAAGCUGGGAGGAAAUAGCAUUAGUGUAAUGAAGUUCCUGAACAUCAGGUUUCUGUGAGCAGGUGGAGCAGUUCAAGAUGUUAAUGUUUCUCUGAGGACAAGGAUCAUUUUUAAGGAGUCUGACCUGCUAGGCUGCUAGCAGUGAGUUGCGAUCAUCAGAGGGAGAAAGAGUUGGAGUUCAAAUUCUUUUCUAGCAGUCACUUUAUUGCACAUUUUUGCUGCUGUUCCUUUGAGGCAUAAUUUGCAAGGACAGAAGAACUCCUUGACCAGCUGAAAAUAAAGUGACAGUCUGUUCUAACGUCACUCUUUCAGGUUUGUGUUGCUUUGCUCAACUUGGUCUUCCCAGGUAAUUUUAAUUAGAGCACAAGGAUUUGGAGCCUUGCAUCACUGAAUUGCAUCUGGCCUUAGGUCAGCAACAAGGACAUCUCCUUUCCAUUUUCCUCCCAGUUGGAGGCUGUACUACAGCUCCUAGCAGACCACUUGAAGCAAAGAUAACUCAGUUUGAGUGCAUCAGUUAGCUCUCUUCUCUGUAAGAUUGUCUGCUAGGACAUAAUGUCUGUGAACUAAGUGUUCAGAAAACCCAAAUCCUCUACAGCCCAGUGGUCUGAAGAAACGCCAUGUGACCAAGAUGCGCCCACCCUUAGGAACACAAAAUGGACCACUGGGGUUCUUCUGAUGACAGUCGAAUGUGCAACAGAUGUUCUGCAGAUAAUCCCAAAUUAAACAUGUAUUGCACAGAACAACUCAAACACUAAAGGUUUAUUAUAGUACUGAAGAACUCCCAAGUUCUACAAAGCAUAGGAAAAGAGCAGAAAAGAGGGAAGACACUUAUUACCUGUGUCCCAGGUCCUUGUAAUAGCAUAGAAUUUAAGACUUGAUUGCUUUCAUUUAGGACAUGGGCCUUAAUAUCCUACUCUACAUGAGGGUAAGAAGUCCCAUCCCUGCCCCCUUCUUCCCCUCAAUACCCUUUUCUAGACAGAGUAGCAGCGUUACUCAAAUGGAGCAGUCACCACCAGCCUUCUCAAGUUCCUUACUAAUAUUAAAGGCAUUCUUUAAUUGUGAUUGCCUGCUGGUGCUUCAGAGGAAAAGGAUCCCUCUCUAGCAGCUUAAUUAUGUAUCAAGUUGAGAAGAAAUCUUCGCCCUUUCCAGGAGACCAGCAGAAAUUCUGAAGAACCAGAUUUAAUUAAAAUACAGUUCGGAGAUGGUGCAACUGCAGGAGUAUACAAUCUGGAGAAAACAGCUCUUCUAACAGCUUUCUUGAGCUUCCUGAAACCGUUCGAUCCCCUACUCCUGCUCUCCUAUUAGAAAGGUGUUAGAAUUUCAUUCCCUUGUUCCCUGGAAACUUCUGGUUUCCAGUUUUAACUUCUUUAUGGCAUUUUAUUUCUUUGAUCUUGUGUCAGAUAUUUUUAACUGACUUGCAUUUAUUCUCUGGAAUUACUUUCAUCAGUGCAAUUGAUGUGUAAUUGUCCCCUCUCAACUUCCAUUUUGCUAGGAAAAGCAAGCCAGGAAAUUUUAGCUGCUAAUAAAACAAGGUUUUGUUCUCAGUC